UCCUUAAGUCUAGUCUCGUUUUGAAAUCUAAGUAAUAGGCAUGCGCAAAGUGCUACUUCCUUUACGCGCUGCGGUAACGCCAUGGUGUUCAAUCGGAAAUUCGUGGAGGUGGGUCGUGUGGCCUACAUCGUGAAAGGCGUAGAUUCUGGGAAAUUGUGCGUCAUUAUCGACGUUAUUGACCAAAACAGAGCUUUGAUUGAUGGACCAUGCAGUGGUGUCUUAAGAAAAGCUAUCAAUUUCAAUAGUGUGCAUCUGACAAGAUUUGUCAUCAAGAUCAGACACUCUGCAAGAACCAUUGAAGUGAAAAGAGCUUGGGAUACUGCUGACAUAACUGGUAAAUGGUCUCAGACGAAAUGGGCUCAAAAGAUUAUGGCAAGACAAAAGCGAGCAAUGAUGACAGAUUUUGAUCGAUUCAAGCUGAUGCGGGCUAAGCAGGCGAGAAAUAGAAUUGUUACUCAAGAAUUUAAAAAGCUUAAAAAGAAGCAGAAGGUUGAUAGAAAACUCAAACUCAAAUCGAAGCCCAAGACAGUUGUAAAGCAAUAAAGUUAUAUAUGUAAUAAGUUGCUAUGAAUA
Messenger RNA from Octopus sinensis (East Asian common octopus), 573 nucleotides. Its product is annotated as 60S ribosomal protein L14. The transcript is spliced from 5 exons. Gene Ontology annotation, cellular component: ribosome; cytosolic large ribosomal subunit. Gene Ontology annotation, molecular function: RNA binding; structural constituent of ribosome. Lineage: Eukaryota; Metazoa; Mollusca; Cephalopoda; Octopoda; Octopodidae. The record is from RefSeq and is a predicted model, not a curated record. Bases 82 to 543 code for a protein of 153 amino acids. Gene Ontology annotation, biological process: ribosomal large subunit biogenesis; translation.